CAACUGUUCUAUUUUUUACGGGGGCGCAACAGCUGCACGCACGUAGAUUUUUGGCUGAAAGGAAAACUAAGAGCAACGACAGUGGAUACCACCAGAUGUGACAGAGGCUAUAAAUAUCACUGAAAGUAAUGAAAUCCGCCAUCGAUAUCUGCACCAGAGCAUAACCAAAAACGGCAGCAACAACGCAUUUCCCACCUUGGCCAAGUGCAAACCCCAGCAGAUAGGCAACAGAAACAAGCAUCAACGAAAUCAUCGAAUUAUGGCCACAAAACGGCGACCGCUACGCCCGAACCUUGGCACUGCUUCGAGUUCUAGUUCCAACAUGAACUUUCGACCUGGGGGUCCGGACAUAACUCGGUCCGAGGCUCGGGGCACCAGGCCCACAGCAGCCCCCACCAGUAUCCGAGAGAUUCUUGUCAUGGGCGUCAUACAUUUGUGUAAGAAAACGAUUUUCUUCAAUACGGACCUCAAGGUGGCCCUCUACCUGGGCAGCCUGUUCGUGAUAUCGGUCAUUGGGGACUUUGUCCCCUUCCCCAAGACCUACUUCGCGCGCUCCGACAAUCUGUUCAACAUGUACUUUGUGAAGGUGGGCUGGGGCUGGACUCUGCUCUUCGUGGUGCCCUUCCUGGUCCUGUCUGCCUACACGAUCACCUGCGGCGAUCACAAACGGAUGCUGCGCCAUCACUUCCCACGAAUUGUCAUCGCCACCUUCUUCUGGUUCUUCUGGACUAAGCUCUUUAACAUUGUGGAAACAUCCUACGGACGCUGCACGGUCAAAGGCUUCCAGAGCAAGUCGAGCUGCCUGAAGGCCGGACAUCUGUGGCAUGGCUUCGACAUAUCCGGACAUGCCUUCAUCCUGAUCCACUCCAGUCUGGUGCUCAUCGAGGAAGCGCGCCCCAUCAUCAAGUGGGAGACCAUCAAGGAGCACAUCCGCAACGAGCUGCACAAUCGCAGCGUCUCCGAGAACACGGGCACCAAUCCCCUGCGGGGCCUCAACGACGAGCAAAUGCGUAGCCUGCAGUUCCUCUACAAACGCCUGACGCCCAUCAUCCGCACUCUGUUCAUCGGCAUGGCCGCGCUGCAGCUGCUCUGGGACAUAAUGCUGGUGGGAACGAUGCUCUACUACCACCGCAUGAUAGAGAAGGUCAUCAGCGGCAUCAUCGCCAUACUCACCUGGUACUUCACCUACCGCUUCUGGUAUCCCACGCGCGGCAUCCUGCCCGAGGAGCCCGGCAGCGGCACCUUCUACUACCAGCGGGAGACCCAUGGUUUUCCGUUCAAGCGUCCCUCGCAUUUAUCCGGUGCGGCUGGCACCAGUAGCGGCCCCUCUGGUCCCGCGAGAGCCAAUCCCAAUGGCAAAGUAGGAGCAGCGACGAGUGUGCCCAAGGACCAGCAGAUGCCAACAUUUAUGGGCAUGCCGCUGUUCACCAGCCCAAAGGCAGCGACCGCUGCAGCCAGCUUGCUGCAAUCGGCGCAGCAGAAGCGAGAACGGGAGCAGCAGCAGCAGCUGGGAGCGGAGAGUUGAGCUUCGCCCCAAGGGUGAUCCAAACCGUCCUCGCGGGGCGUUCACAAGCAUAGCAGGAAUUGACAAUAGGUGACGGAUUGGAAAUGGAAUUUAUACCAAAUUAUUUUGUAUAUUCAACGUUAAUGAUUGAGAUGUAAAUUAUGAUAUUUAUAGCAGCUGGCACCAUCCAUUUUCUCUCUUUUCUCUUCAUCAUCAUCCCAUACCCCAGCAUCCGCCAUCCGCCAUCUGGUUACCCCUCGUUGUAGUCGUAGCUUUAAGCGUUUAGCGUUCUUUUGUUUCGUGCGUUUAUAUGUGACCAACUUUAACAGUAAAAGGAUUUUGUUAACAA
This is a messenger RNA of Drosophila guanche, 1853 nucleotides long. It is a transcript of the gene Fitm, whose product is annotated as fat storage-inducing transmembrane protein. The record is from RefSeq and is a predicted model, not a curated record. Lineage: Eukaryota; Metazoa; Arthropoda; Insecta; Diptera; Drosophilidae. Gene Ontology annotation, cellular component: endoplasmic reticulum membrane. The transcript has 3 exons. Gene Ontology annotation, biological process: lipid droplet organization; phospholipid biosynthetic process; lipid storage. The coding region runs from base 260 to 1525 and encodes 421 amino acids.